UUAAAUUCAUUCUAGCGUCGCCGUUCGUUGGCGCUUGGCUUCUUUUGAGUUCAUUCAUCGUGUUUAUGUUGCGUACUUUUCGAUUCGGUUGUACGAUUUUUGUUUAGAAAUAGUUGUGUUUUACUGUGGUGUGUGUAAACAAACAACAAUAAUAAAUUAUUGAAAAAUAAUUACAAUAUCGAUGAAAACUUCAUUAAUGUGUCAAAAUGUCUACUAGAAGCGGUCGAUUAAGAACUAGCGUUAUAGAAGUUAGCCCACCGAGAACUCGAAAGGGUGUAUCGCCGACGCGUUCUCCCGCCAGAACGCGGAAAACUUCUCCCCCACCUUCGGGGAAAACUCCACCGCCCUCGCGAGCGUCUGGCCGCAAAUCUCCAGCACGGAAAUCACCUAGCCGAAAGCCAGCGUCGAAAUUUCCUGCUCGCAAGUCACCGUCGAGAGCCACUAAAGAGACAACGCAAUCAGAAGCGCCGAAUGUGCCUAAAUCGCCAGCAAAGCGACCUCCCAUCGACUCUGAAGCUGCUGUUGCAGUAAGGCUAGAUGACAUAGCCGCUAAGCCGGCAGUGUACCGAGGUACUCGGUCAAAACGUCUUGAAUACUCAAUUAAAGAUCUGACAUCAAGCAUAACAGAAACUGAAUACUCUCUUGAUAAAGUCAAUGGAUUGGAUGUGAAUGAUAUAUAUGGGCUGAGGAAUAGAAGAUCCGUCGAGGAGGUCGCGCCACGUAGGUCUAGUAGGCUGCGAGACUUUAUAGACAAUGUGCCUGAGAUAAGACGGAGCCUUAGCCAAUCUGUAAGUCUAAGUAAAUCUGUUAGCAAAUCAGUUAGUAAAUCUAUAGAUGCAUACUCAGAUGAAGAUAAUUCUGAGGAGGAUUACCUCAGAGAGAAGUCAAAGUCAACAACAAGGAAGUUGGCAACUCCACUGCGGAGUAGCAUUAACAGUUUGACUCAGAUUGCUAGCAAAUGGGAGUUUGGUGGAAGAAUUGGAUCUGUGUGCCUGAUGCUCUUAAUACCAAUAACAGUAUUUUCUAUUAUACUUUCUUGUAAAAAGUCUUGUUCUCCCAAAGCACUAUUGGAUCUGUCUUCAUACAAUUCUCUGAAUGUCUUCUUCAGUUUACAAGCAUUGGGAUUCAUAGUUCUCCAGUUUAUUAUUCAGGCAAUCUUAGCUAUAGUACCUGUAUUGGGUCCAAAAUCAGACCGCAUGGAUGAAACUGGCACAAAAUACUGUUUCAACGCAUUCUUUGCCACUAUAAUGACAGUAAAUACUCUAUUCCUAUUGGAUUUCUUUCAAAUUAUUGAUAAAAGUACUAUAUUGAAUGAAUACUUGAGGCUUGCGAUAAUAUCAUACGUUUUUGCCAUCAUACUCAGCAUUGUGCUGUAUGUAAAGAGCUUGAAACUUGAAAAGGAUGAAUUGAAUCCCUAUGGGAAUACUAAGUACACUUUAUAUGAUUUCUUCAUGGGGCGAGAAAUACAUCCGUUUAUCAAAGGAUUGGAUGUCAAGAUCUGGAUUUCAAGAAUCUCAAACAUUAAUUCUCUUAUUCUACUCUCAUUAAUAUUCACACAUGGCCUUCAAAUUAAACUGACGGAAAAAGAUGACCUGACAUUGGAUAACUGGAAGCAAUUGCUGAGCAAAGUGCAAUACAAGCCGACAACAAUAGUAUUCUCCCUAAUGCAGAUAGUUUACAUCUUGAACUUUAUUAUGAAGGAGUAUAAGAUAACAUCUACGUUUUACUGGCAGUCUGAAGGGGUAGGGUACCUACAGACCGUAUCAAGUGCACUGUACCCAUUCUACUUCACAACAAUAUCUAAACACGUGGCAGACACUGAUCUAGUGCUGACAACUAACACCUUAAUUUCUGCUUCUGUACUAUUUGUGCUGGGAUUCUCUAUAAUGCUUGCUAGUAACAAUAUUAAAUAUGAGUUCAGAAAAAAUCCACUACAACUCAGCUUGGCAAACGUAGACGCCAUGCCGACUUUUCAUGGAAAGAAGUUACUUGUCUCCAGUCUAUGGGGAAUCUUACGUCAUCCGAAUUACACAGGUGAUGUUCUAAUCCAUAGUGCGCUGGCACUACCGGGGAUUCUGUCGGGUCAGUAUGUUGCUGCGCUUCCUGCCUUGUUGACCAUAGCAAUGCUGGGGCACCGGGCGUGGCGGGACCACGACAGGUGCAAGCAGCGGUAUGGAGCUGCCUGGCAACGAUACUGCAAAAGAGUUCCAUCAAUUCUCUUGCCGAAAAUUCUUUAAAUUCUUCCUUUGUAUCCGGUAUUUGAAAAUAAUGCAUUGGCGCAAGCAAGAUGCUGCACUUCUGUGUCGAGUGCUGACUCGCUUUUACAACUCAAAUAGUAAAGCUUAAGAGGUGUCAGUUGGAACCCUGAUUGUACCUCAUGCAGUGAUCAUACAGGCUGCCUUUAUCAGACUUAUGCAAUGACAAACAGGUUUAUCAACGAAAAAAGAAUGGUAAGAUAUACUUCAACUCAAAUAUAAAAGAUCUUAGCCAUUAAGAACACAUUACUAUUGAGUAAUGAAGAUUUAAUUAUUAAAGUAUCUAUUUUAGGUUAAUAUGUGGGUGAGGAUAUUAUUAUUUUUUGUAAAUAGAUACUGAUAUGUAUUCUAUGCAACGCAUCACACAAGUUUGAAAUUUUAUAGAUCUCUGUGUGUAAGUAGAUUUUAUAUUGAAGUUUUUACGACAUUUCAAUAACCUAGGUUAGUAUGAGAUUAAUAUUGCCGCGCGUCACCACCGUACAAAAUUCGAAUACUUAAUUGGCUCUCUUAAUUUUAUUAUAAUUUUAACUAUUGGUAUAUUUUUAAAUAUUGACUUAUACAUAAUGUAUUUUGGUAAAGUAGUUUUCAUGUUUUUAGGGCGACAUUUUCAUUUUAUUUUUAAUAUGUGACGACUUGCGAGGAGCUUUUGUAUCGCAAAUGGGAAAGGUUAGUUGGUUUCUGUACAAAUUAUCAUGUAUGUCUUUUUUUUUUCUUCUCGUUCUUUUAUCUUAGCAAAACAUCAAUUCAAAUACUAUGAAUAAAUAUUAUACGUAUUAUGUAUUAAAAAUACCUUAACUCGAACUCAUCUAAAUUCCAAUUUCAAUCGGAAGACUAAUUAGGUUAAUAUAAUAACGUAAAGACUCAUCAGGUAUAUAGAUUAUUUUAGCAAUUAGGUUGUAAAAUAAUAUUAUUUACAAAAUAAUGAGAUCUAAUUUAUAGGAUUUGAAUGGCUUAUUUCAAGUUCAUAUUAUUAUAAAAAAAUGUAUUAAUUAUAAAAUAAAUUCUUCGAAUGUUUCUUGUGAGGGAACACGUAAUCUAAACAUUAUAAUUAUAAUGAUUCUUAUUUUUAAAUAUAGUGCCUCAAAAUUAGCAGUAACUGCAAAAUUGUUAUGUGGUUUUAAAACGUAAGUUAAGUUACAAUAUAUAUUCAACAGUAAGUAUAAGAAAGGCAAAUUGCUCAAGAAAACGCACAACAAAUAAGUGUAACUAAUAUAUUUUUGUGAGAUUAUACAUAUUUAAAAUAAUUACGAAUAGUGAAAAAAUAAUAGAUUUUGGUCAUUUUAAUGUUACCAUAUGUCUUGCCCAUCCAACCUUCUUCGUUACAUAACAGACCAUCAUUAUUGUUAACUUAUUAUUUAGAAACUUACUCAUAUCGAAUCUAAGUAGGUCGUAUUAGAUAUUUUAUAAAUAAUGAUGCCGCCUUCAUGGAUCAAAAUGUUGAAUCUAGUUGUAUACUUGUCAUGUAACAGUUUUGCCAUAUUAGAAAGACAUUAUUAAUAUUAUGUUCUUGUAGCAUUAUGUAAAAACAUUCUUGGAAUAUAAUUUUGUUUUUCGGAAGUGUUUUCAAUGACCUCACUUUUUAACUAUACUAUUGUCACGGUUUGAAUAAAUGAUUUUGUACAAAGUGUAAA
This is a messenger RNA of Trichoplusia ni (cabbage looper), 3886 nucleotides long. It is a transcript of the gene LBR, whose product is annotated as delta(14)-sterol reductase. The record is from RefSeq and is a predicted model, not a curated record. Gene Ontology annotation, biological process: sterol biosynthetic process. Gene Ontology annotation, molecular function: oxidoreductase activity, acting on the CH-CH group of donors, NAD or NADP as acceptor. Bases 207 to 2237 code for a protein of 676 amino acids. Gene Ontology annotation, cellular component: endoplasmic reticulum membrane; nuclear inner membrane. Lineage: Eukaryota; Metazoa; Arthropoda; Insecta; Lepidoptera; Noctuidae. The transcript has 4 exons.